Colletotrichum scovillei is the source of this 1367-nucleotide messenger RNA. RefSeq lists its product as uncharacterized. Gene Ontology annotation, biological process: mitochondrion organization; lipid homeostasis. The coding region runs from base 227 to 1255 and encodes 342 amino acids. The transcript is spliced from 2 exons. NCBI's taxonomy places the organism in Eukaryota, Fungi, Ascomycota, Sordariomycetes, Glomerellales, Glomerellaceae. The record is from RefSeq and is a predicted model, not a curated record. Gene Ontology annotation, cellular component: mitochondrial outer membrane.
CCCACUAAACCUGCAGGCUCAGACGCGGGAACUGACAAGUGCUGCCGCCCUUGCAACGUCAACCUAUGACGUUUCGAGGAUUGAUCAGCUGCCCGGUUUGACAAUUGGAAGCUGGCCAGCAUUUCUAGCUUCACCUUCCAAGUCCCUGAUCUGUACAGCUCGGAUUCGAAUUGCACAUACUCUGCUUCCAAAGACCGGUCUCGGUCGUGCCGGCGCUUGCGUAGCCAUGGAGUCCAGAUCCCUUCACUCGAAACCGUCGGAAGAGACUCUCAUAUCGCUCCUUCAACUAGACCCGUCCCCAAUCGAGACGCCACCGGCGGACGUUGAUAAAGAUCUUCCUCCUCUGCCUGAAGAUGCCCUAGAGAAUAGCAUUGGCUCUCUCAGAUCAACCUCUUCUGCGCCCGGAUUAAGCGGAAGCGGCAGCGGUCACAGCGCUAUCUUCUACCUAACACGGGUCCAGAAGUUCUCUUCCUACCUAGUACCAGUUUUCACAUCACUUCACGUCCUCAACACCUCGAUAAUACCACUCUUUGCGCGAUCAGUCCCAGCUUCCGAGGCAUACCUGCUACUUUCGAGGGAGAUUUACCAAACAUCUCUUACGGAGCCACUUCUCGUAGCGUUGCCCAUUGUUGCACACAUUACCUCUGGAUUCGCUCUCCGCCUAGUUCGCAGAUCUCAAAAUCUAAAGCGUUAUGGAGGCAACACACCUGGCAUGUACGCCUUGUAUCGAGCUCAGACCGGCAAAACAUCCCGGACCUUGACCUACAAUAGCGUCAACUCCGCUAGCAGGAUAUGGCCGUCCGUUAGCUACAUAACUAUCUCUGGCUACAUUUUCACGGUUCUUCUCGCUGCUCACGCAGGCAUUAAUAGGAUCCUUCCUCUUCAAGUUGACGGCGAUAGCUCAAACAUUGGCUUGGGCUUCGUUUCGCAUGGGUUUGCUCGACAUCCCAUCAUCUCGUGGGUUGCAUAUACCGGUCUUCUCGCAAUAGGCUGCGGACAUAUGAUUUGGGGCGCAGCAAAAUGGCUGAGUCUGGCGCCAACAGCUAUGGGGUGGAGUGGUAGUGGACACAAUGUCAUAGACAAAAAGGUACGACGGCGGAAAAGAAGAGCGUGGUGGGCGCUUCAUGGCGCCGCUGUAGCUGCGGCCGGCAUCUGGGCUGCCGGCGGAUUGGGCAUUGUGGCAAGAGGUGGUCCGACAGACGGCUGGAUUGGGAAGAUUUAUGAUGAUAUUUACAGCAAGAUUCCACUUUUGUGACUUAGAUCAGGAGAUAGUAUACAGGACGUACGAUACCCAACCAACAGCAAUAUUCACAGCUAGCAACACCAACUAGCAUAGACUGUCGGUCGCUGUACUAUUCGUUUAUUCA